Messenger RNA from Sphaeramia orbicularis (orbiculate cardinalfish), 4570 nucleotides. It is a transcript of the gene pax7a, whose product is annotated as paired box 7a. Gene Ontology annotation, biological process: regulation of transcription by RNA polymerase II; anatomical structure development. The transcript has 9 exons. The record is from RefSeq and is a predicted model, not a curated record. Gene Ontology annotation, molecular function: RNA polymerase II cis-regulatory region sequence-specific DNA binding; DNA-binding transcription factor activity, RNA polymerase II-specific. Lineage: Eukaryota; Metazoa; Chordata; Actinopteri; Kurtiformes; Apogonidae. The coding region runs from base 399 to 1925 and encodes 508 amino acids.
CGACAUGCACCAAAGUUGGCCACUUAAACUACUUCCAGCCAGCUAGCAGACAUUAUACUGAACCCAAACGACACCCAGGGAAAAGAAUAACAGUGCAUUUUCCAACUCUAAUACAAUUAACUUCCUGUGUAACACAUCCAUUUUUGCAGACGUCCCUGUUUGAAGGGGGUAGUGUUUUUUAUUUGUCGUUUUUGUUUUUGUUUUUUUAUUUUUCAUUUUGUGCAUCACUUCUUUCCCCCCGGUGGACGGGCUUGUCCAGUUUCAUCGCCUGGGAUUGGGAUUUGACAGCACACCGAGCAGCUUCUUGCAACAUUUUUGAAGACCUUCCGCUUUUUUGACUUGGACUUUGUGAGAUUUAGCAGGUUCCGAGAGUCUGACUCGGCGUGUUGAGUAGCUACAUGAUGGCUACUUUACCAGGAACUGUGCCUCGGAUGGUGCGCCCUGCGCCAGGCCAGAACUACCCCCGAACCGGCUUCCCUCUGGAAGUAUCGACCCCCCUGGGCCAGGGUAGGGUGAACCAGCUUGGCGGCGUGUUCAUCAACGGGAGGCCCCUGCCAAAUCACAUCCGACACAAGAUAGUGGAGAUGGCCCACCACGGCAUCCGACCCUGUGUAAUCUCGCGACAACUGCGAGUUUCUCACGGCUGCGUGUCCAAGAUCCUCUGCCGGUACCAAGAGACCGGCUCCAUCCGUCCGGGGGCCAUAGGAGGCAGCAAGCCCAGGCAGGUGGCAACUCCUGACGUUGAGAAGAGGAUCGAGGAGUACAAGAGAGAAAACCCGGGUAUGUUCAGCUGGGAGAUCCGGGAUAAGCUGCUGAAGGACGGGGUGUGCGACAGAAGCACAGUUCCUUCAGGUGAGGCUUCAUCUGUGAGCUCCAUCAGCCGCGUUUUGAGGGCCCGAUUUGGCAAAAAAGAUGACGAGGAUGACUGUGAUAAGAAGGAUGAAGAUGGAGAAAAGAAAACAAAGCAUAGCAUCGAUGGCAUCCUCGGUGAUAAAUGUAAUCGCACAGACGACGGUUCAGAUGUGGAUUCAGAACCUGACUUGCCUCUGAAGAGGAAGCAGAGGCGCAGUCGCACCACUUUCACCGCUGAGCAGCUGGAGGAGCUGGAGAAGGCUUUUGAAAGGACACAUUACCCGGACAUCUACACCAGAGAGGAGCUGGCCCAGAGGACAAAGCUCACAGAGGCCAGAGUACAGGUGUGGUUCAGCAACAGACGGGCUCGGUGGCGUAAACAGGCCGGAGCCAAUCAGCUCGCAGCCUUCAACCACCUGCUUCCUGGAGGGUUCCCGCCCACUGGGAUGCCAACUUUACCCACGUACCAGCUCCCAGAGUCCAGCUACCCCAGCACUACACUAUCACAGGAGGGCAGCAGUACGUUGCACAGACCACAACCCCUGCCUCCGUCCUCCAUGCACCAGGGAGGUCUGAGCGCCGACAGCAGCUCCGCUUACGGCCUCUCAUCUAAUCGCCACAGCUUCUCCAGCUACUCAGAUACUUUCAUGAGCCCCUCAGCAUCCAGCAACCACAUGAACCCUGUCGGCAACGGGCUCUCCCCACAGGUGAUGAGUAUCCUGAGUAACCCCAGUGCUGUACCCUCCCAGCCCCAGCACGACUUUUCCAUUUCCCCCCUGCACAGCAGCCUGGAGAGCUCCAACCCCAUCUCCGCCAGCUGCAGCCAGCGCUCUGACACCAUCAAGAGUGUGGACAGCCUGGCUUCCUCCCAGUCAUACUGCCCCCCCACCUACAGCGCCACCAGCUACAGCGUGGACCCCGUCGCUGCUGGCUACCAAUACAGCCAGUACGGACAGACUGCCGUAGACUACCUGGCUAAGAACGUGAGCUUGUCCACCCAGAGGAGGAUGAAGCUUGGAGACCACUCAGCCGUGCUGGGACUGCUGCAGGUGGAGACAGGACAGGCCUAUUAAAGCCUUCAGGACACAACCUGCACCUCUCUCUCUCUCUCUCUCUCCGCUGCCCUUUGCCACCCUCCUUCAUGCUCCAUCAAGUCUGGACUCCAACUCCAGCUCACCUGUCUGCUGCUCACUGUGCAGCUCGCCAAUGACAUUGGCGCUUGUGAAAGAGACGCUCGUGGGUGUGACAAGGCUCUUCGGGGAACGGGACUAAACUUUUCACUCCAUUGUCACCACCAGGCGGCUCUGUAGCCUCUAUUCUAAAUCUUCGGGUCUUCGCUGCUCCAUGUACUCUUAGCCCUGCCCCAAACCCUGUUUUGUUUUGCUCAGACGCACAGAGGGCCAGACAGGGUCCCAGACGACCCGAGGAUGGUUGGCCGCCUUGGCCCGGCUCCUCUUUGUCAUGGCGGCAGUCCAGCACACAUUUAGAGCCAUCAACAACGUGUACUUUGACCUUGCUGUUCAUAGUAGUUAACAAAGCCAAUAUCAUUUGAGCGACUCUUAUCCUUGUUCUUUUUUGAUAUUGUUAAGAUUAUUGUUGCUGUUAUAUGAUUAUGGUUAAUGUGAUUUAUGUUGUUCUUUGAUUCCAUUUGUAUCUCUUUUCUCUGUUAGAUGUUGGUGUGUAAAACACAGAUGACUGAGACCAUUUGGGAGUGAGUGUUGCGUGUGCAUGUUUAUGUGUCACACAGAGAGGAUGAUUGUUUUCCAAGCUGCUCUUUUUCUGCCUGUUCCCUGAGCUCUAAUGUUCGCAAACGAUUUGACCUUCCCACUUUCAUAUUCAUCUUGACAUUCCUAAAGAACUUGGCCACUCGGUGGGAAGUCUGGCUGGAUGGAUUCUGCGGGGAAUUAAAGCAGCGUUUUGGCGGCCAAUAGCUUUCCCCUUCUAACCUCCAUCCCAUCCUUAGCCGUGGUCCAUAGGGAGGAGGGCAUUGUUUGCAAAAACAGGAUUGGGGAAAUUAAUGUAUUUUGUUUAGAAAUAUGGACCUUGCCAAGGAGGGCUAACUCAAUCCUCCCCCUCCUCCCCUCCCAAAUCCCAUCUGCCUGGGAAUCCUGUGUGACUUAAACACUGUAAAGCAGAUUAAAUCGCACAAAUGUAAUGUCAAAGCUAAUUGACAGUGACCCUCUCCAUUAAUAGCCAGGAGGCGAUUUCUGUUUUAGAGAGCAAUUAGCACAUUUUGUAAAUGCACCUUUGGUUGGUUUCCACUUUACUAAACUACACUAAAUAAUUAUUCCUUCAAAAACAUUCCACAGGCACCAUUUACAAAUAUAUAAGCAUUCCACCACUUUCUGUUAUAAGAUUAAAAAGUGCACAAGCUGUGCCAUUCACAUGCAUUCUGGAAAAUCAUAUAAUCCAGUCAGUUGUGAAAGGGCACAGGUAACACCUCUGAUUGGCCCCCCUCUCUGGUUGGAACUGGAGCUGACUCUAAUCCUCCUCUUUGACGCGCUCACAGAAAUGUACAAAAAAGAAGAAAAAAAUUAAAUAGUGGAUAUGACACAUUUGUGUAGUUGACUUUUGCCAUGAUCCAGGACCAAUUGUUCCCUUGAGAUGUGUGUGAUUUUUUAAAAAUUGACAUCGAUGUGUUGAUACACAGGACUUGUUUGGUCUUCAGUCGCCUUGAAAUGAAAACUGUACAGUAGCCAGAGCAGAAUGGGUAUUGUUUGUUAAUAAAGAGUAUGUUUUAUACUAAAACAGAACUAUGUUGAGUGGUAGGUAAGCAAGGAAUCUGUGGAAGUAAAUGUUUUAUUUGAGUUUCUUUAACUCAUUUGGCUUUGUUUUAAAUGUAUUUAAUUGGUUUACUCUUUUGUAUCAUUUUUUUCCUGUUUUGAACCCAGGUAAGAAUGGAAAAUUUGUAUAAAUUAGUUAAAGUGUUAAUUCCACUUAAAUUGUUCCUAUGAAAAUUGUAUAAAAGAGGAUUAAACUGAGCUCAAUGGAAAAAAGCUUGGUGACAAAGAUUGACUCCCUGGACCACUGGACCACUGUAUAUUUAAAAGGUGGCUGGAUGAAACAUCUUCAUGUGUCAGAGCGUUUAGAGGAUGUUUCUGACCACCUAUUCUUACAAACUAAUACUGAGAACAGACCAGACCUGCCCGGACCAUGGACCUAACACACCUGAACUCUGAGCCUUCGGUGUGGUACUGGCAACGGUUCAGCACAACAGUGAAGCUGGUAAAGACAGCCUCUCCGCUCUGGGAAACUAAAUAGAGUCACGUUUAAUUUGUGGACCAAUGAGACUUCACCAGAAAAAGUCUUGCUCAAAGGAACGCUGACUCUGCACUGAAUCACAGCAGCUACGAUUGCUCUGCUUAGACGCCUCACUCAUGUGUAUAUUUUAAAUACGAAGAAUUUUAGAAUUGUCUUUAGUGUGUCAAACCCAUUUCUAACACUUGCGUCAAUAAACAUUUGGAUAUUUAAAGCAUUAAACUCCUUAUGCCCCUCCUGUCUGUUUGACCCUUAACCUGUUUAGUUGCUUUCUGACAUCUGUGCUUUGCCUUACUCCUUUUCUGUUCCGCAUGUGUGUAUAUUAUCAUGGUAUAAUUUAUUCUGCUGUAUGAAGUAUUAGAGUAGUGGGAAACUUGUAUUGGUAUUUACUACCUUCAGCCUGUUGGUGUGUUUACUGUAACACUGGCGUAACUGUUAUCAAUUAAAGAUCCAAAACUGA